Messenger RNA from Echinops telfairi (small Madagascar hedgehog), 420 nucleotides. It is a transcript of the gene TOMM7, whose product is annotated as translocase of outer mitochondrial membrane 7. Lineage: Eukaryota; Metazoa; Chordata; Mammalia; Afrosoricida; Tenrecidae. Gene Ontology annotation, cellular component: mitochondrial outer membrane translocase complex. The transcript has 3 exons. The record is from RefSeq and is a predicted model, not a curated record. The coding region runs from base 55 to 222 and encodes 55 amino acids. Gene Ontology annotation, biological process: protein import into mitochondrial matrix.
UUGGCUUCCCGACGCUCUCGCCGCGCGUCUUUGCCGGCUCUCAGUCCUGUCGCUAUGGUGAAGCUGAGCAAGGAGGCCAAGCAAAGGCUGCAGCAGCUCUUCAAGGGCGGCCAGUUUGCCAUCCGCUGGGGCUUCAUCCCGCUCGUGAUUUACCUGGGAUUUAAGAGGGGUGCAGACCCUGGAAUGCCUGAACCAACUCUUUUGAGCCUGCUUUGGGGCUGAAGGGCCGUGUGGUCACCUGGGCUUGGAAGCCGUCCAUGGCUGCGAAAGCAUGGACCGUGUGCACUCCGGCUGGAAUAAGAAGGAGGACGUCGCCGAGACAGUCACUGCUUGGACGGCACAGGGCUCUUCACUGGGGCAUCUGUAACAGACUGUGAUUUAUGAUGUCAGAAUGUACCAGAAUAAAUAUUUCUAGCAAUC